AUGGAGCCAAGAAGCGCAGAAGAUCAAGCAAAAAUCCCCAAUUCUAUGUUGUAUGAUGAUCCAAGUCCAAGUCCACCCAACGGAGAGAGAAAGAUAGGCCAUGGCCAAGACCUUGUCAUCUCACCUCAAACCCUAGAUCAACCAAAGCCCAGAAUUGAUCAUCUACUUCAACCAUCAAUUCCCACUUCAAGUCCAGCUACAGCUGAAUUCUCCAGAAUCAUGACUUUGACCCCAGCGACGCCUCCGCCGGAGGCCAAUUUCCGAUAUCGCGAGUGCCUCAAGAACCACGCGGUAAGCAUCGGUGGCCACGUCGUCGACGGGUGUGGCGAGUUCAUGCCAAGCGGGGAUGAGGGCACGCCGGAGUUCUUCAGAUGCGCCGCCUGCGGGUGCCACCGCAACUUCCACCGGAAGGAGAUCGUAGACUGCGGCGGCAGCGAGCCGUGGCGCUCGACCAAUUUCCAGUAUAAUCAUCAAAACGGAAACGGCCCCCUCAAUUAUGGUCUAAUCAGGCAUGCAGCCAAUUCAAUCCCCCAGCAAACCCUCCUCCACCAAAGCAGCCGCCGGCACCAGGGCUUCUCACCGGGGCCUGGUCAGCCGGUGAUGGUGGCGUUCGGCGGGGGUGGCGAGGCGGAGAGCUCAAGCGAGGAUCUCGGCCGGCGCGGCGACGGGGGAGGGUGGCGACAAGAAGACAUGGCGAUGGUGGUGCAGUCGCAGCAAUCACCAAAGAAGAGGUUCAGGACAAAAUUCCGCGAGGAGCAGAAGGAGAGGAUGAUGGGGUUUGCUGAGAAGCUGGGGUGGAAGAUGCAGAAGGGGGAUGAAGAUGAGGUGGUGAAGUUCUGUGAAGAGGUGGGGGUGAAGAGACAGGUGUUCAAAGUGUGGAUGCACAACAACAAGCAUGCCAUGAAGAGGAAGCAACCGUGUUAACACGAGAGACACAGAAAGAGAGAGAGAGAGAGAGAUUGUUCUUCUUAAGAACAAUUUUGGUUUUAAUUCAAGGGUUCGCUUGUGAUAAUCAUAGGAUGAAAUAAGUUUGGGCAAUGUGCGAAACUUUUCAUUUCA
Messenger RNA from Syzygium oleosum, 1059 nucleotides. Its product is annotated as zinc-finger homeodomain protein 6-like. Bases 1 to 924 code for a protein of 307 amino acids. NCBI's taxonomy places the organism in Eukaryota, Viridiplantae, Streptophyta, Magnoliopsida, Myrtales, Myrtaceae. Gene Ontology annotation, molecular function: DNA-binding transcription factor activity; transcription cis-regulatory region binding. Gene Ontology annotation, cellular component: nucleus. Gene Ontology annotation, biological process: regulation of developmental process; regulation of DNA-templated transcription. The record is from RefSeq and is a predicted model, not a curated record. The transcript has a single exon.